Molecule: messenger RNA, 3099 nt
Organism: Mustela erminea (ermine)
Lineage: Eukaryota; Metazoa; Chordata; Mammalia; Carnivora; Mustelidae
Gene: PRR18
Product: proline rich 18
Exons: 2
Coding region: 311-1057 (248 amino acids)
Source: RefSeq, a predicted model, not a curated record
GGCAGAGUCCCGGCCGCUCCCGCCCCGCGCUGUCCGGGCUCCGUGUCUGGUCGCACGCAACAGUCGGUCGUGACACCCGCCGGGCGCUCGGCUCCUCCUGCUGCUGCCGCGUCCCGCUCGGCCUGGGCCAGGCUGUGCCCGCGCUCACCGGGGUCGGGCGGCUCACGGCUGCCCCGCCCGCCCAUCGGUCGGGGCGGCGGGUGCCCCGGCCGGGAAGCAAGGACGGAGGGGUGCUUCUGCGGACCGGCCCCGGGUGGGCGCGCCGGCACGUGAGCGAGCCGGGGAUGCCGCGGCCGGACGCAGGGCGCCGAUGACCCGCCGGCUGGGCCGCGCCAUGCCUUUCCCGCCCACGUCGCCGCGGGCGCCCGCCCGGACCCCGGGGGUCCCGGCCGCGCGAGCCCCGCCCCGGAGGCCCGGCGCCCCCCGCAGGCCGGUGGCGCCCCCCGGAGCCCCGCCCGCGCCCUCGCCGCCCGCCGCCGCGGAGAGGAGGAGACCCCCGGAGCGGCCCGAGGGGCUGCUGUCCGGCUCCUGGCCCUCGACCACCCUGAAGAGGCCGCCGGCCCGGCGCGCCCCCGGCCCGGCCCCUCCGCGCGCCCCGGCCGGGCCCGGGCGCCCCGGCCCCAGCCCCGCGGGAGCCGCAGGGCCCGCCGCCGCCGUGCGCGUCUCGCUCAGCCUGACCCCCGAGGCCGUCCUGCUGCUCCAGCGGCGCCACCUGGACAAGCAGCUGCUGGCGCGGCCCUGCCGGCCGCUGCCCUCGCCCUCGGCCGCCGCCGGGCGCCCGCUCGGCCCCUGCCCCUGCGCCCGGCCCGCGGGCCCCGGCCGCCGCCGGCCGCCCCCCGGCAGCCUGCAGCCCCCCGGCCCGCGGCCCGCGCUGCCCGUGUCGCUGCUGAACGAGCGGCACAAGUACGACGACGUGGAGUACGAGGAGGAGGCCCCGGGGCCGGACGAGGGCCUGGUCCGCAAGUGCACGGAGUGGCUGCGCGGCGUGGAGAAGGCGGCCGCCGCGCGCCACCGCUCGGGGCCCCUGGACACGCUGCCGCACCUGAGCACGCUCUGAGCCGGGGACCGGGGCGCCUCGGAGCCACGGACACCGCCCGCGCCCGCAAGCCGGGCCUUCCCCGCCCGCCGCCCCCGGCCCCCGCGAGCAGGACCAGCAUCCCCGGUGCCCACAGCCGGCUUCGCGGACUCGCCGCUCCCCCCGGCGCCCUGCUGGGGCCCGCGCGGCCUCGUCGGCCCCGCGCAGCUCACCUCCUGGCUCCUGGGAGCCCGAAGCGCCAGCGUAAGGCACGGGCCCGCCAGACCGCCCCAGCCCCUUCCGCUGCCCUCCAGUCCAGGCUCUCCCCACCCUCAGCCGGGACAGCCUCCCCUUUCCGUCUCCUGCACCCAGGGCUCUCCCCGAGCUGGCCUUCUGCAGCAUUCUGGCCUCCAGCUCACUCCUCCAAAUGCCCUGGGGCUCAGCUGGUAGAGGAUAAGCCACAGGGGAAAUGCCUCUGGUCCCCCACCCCUAAGACUCCUGUAUGUCCCAGAGACCCUCUGGCUGGGCCAGCGGUCUGAGCUUUCUGCUGGCGCUGGGCGCUGGGUGCCCCAGUCGGAGGAGCCAGUCGGAGGAGCCGGUGUCCGGGGCAGAAGCGGCCCAGACGGUGGCUGUCUGCCGCAGAACCGGGCGUAAGAUUUUGCUGCAUUUAUACUUUUGUUUCUCCAAAGUGGAAAACAUGUGCAGGGUCGGGAAGGCUUGGAAACUCAAGUCAACCUAACUUUCCAACUGGGAAGGGGAAGGGCCGGAAGCUGGCAGCGACCGCAGCGGGUGAGUGGGGCCGGGAUGGGAAGGACUCUGUCCACACGGAGGUCGCAUCCAGGCCCCUGUCCUGCCCGCAGUGCAAGCUGUGCACACUUGCCCCUCGUUCACACGCUCACACACCCACACCCGUAACGCUCGCUCGUGAACUCCCCCAGUCUCUCUCCGCCUCACCGCCUCACGCUGGCCUACUCACACGGCCUCGCACUCAGGGCUCACACACACGCACGCACGCACACGUGUCUCCAGAGGCACAGCAGCAGGGACAGCGUGUCAAGGCCCGAGAUGUGAGCAGGAGCCAGGCUCGGCUUCUGCUCUGACUCAUGGAUUUUACUUGAAGUGCUGCUCAGAGUGGCUCUGCGCAGUGGAAAGACCAGCCAAGCCCAGGGAGCGGGGGACGGGCAAAGCGCCGGGUGCCGGCCUAGAACAGAAUGUUCCGGGUCAGAGAAGCAAUUUACUGAGGGGAGGCAGUGGGAGCCGUGGCUGGGGUGUGGGGUACGUGUGUAUGUUUCCAGUACUUUUAAUCACUGUGUAAAGAUCAGUAAUGCGGGCGUAGAGUGGUGUAGAGUGAUCUAAAAAAGUAUCUCCUUAUUGUUUGAAUAAAGGGUAAGACUUUAUCUAGGAGCCGGCGUAGCCUUCCCCGCUGACUCCGGGCUGAUUUCUCGACGUUCCCUCCACGCGUCAUCAUCAGAUAAGGCUGGUCACGGACAAGGAACCUGUUACCUCCACUCUGACUUAUUUUGUAAAAGUUACUAAGUGGCUGGUGUUUAUCGUGUUGGACUUUAAUGUGCCAAGUCUUAAUUACAUCUUGUAUUGAAGCCUUACAUUUUUAAAAACCUAAUUUUAUAUUUUUCUUGUGAUGUUUGCUCUAGUCUCUCUGUCUCUCGGCACCAGUCAAACGUGGAGCAUUUAGUUCCGCCGGACGAGGUCGGCCCCAAACAACGCCUCGCACUGACUAGCUCUUGUUGCCUGACUCCGCUUGAAUGCCAAGAGCUCGAUUGUCCUUUAUUUAAGAUGAAUGUGUUAAUACACCGGGGGAGGGGGUGCGCAGGGGGCACUCUGGCCUGGGUGACGCGAUGUGUCCCGCGGACACUGUGUCGGAGGCGGGGCGCUGGCUGAGGACAGUGCCCGCGGGCUCCGAGUGAGGUCAGGGCGCACAGGGCGCCCUCUGGCUCCGGGGGCGCUCAGUGCAGAGACCAGUCCCCGAGACCUGAGCCUUCCGCUCCUUGCAGUAACACUGUAAGGACUGUCCCAAAGUAAUCAACUUUUGCAAACAUUUUUCCGCGUCGGCCCGUGUGUGUGUG